CCGGUCACACGAAAGGAACGGUACGAACGAAGACAUGAAAGCAUGGGUUACGUCGACACUGAGUGAAUCCCUUAAGCUCAUCAACGCGAAGCUGGAUGGCGUUGAUAAGAAGUUGAAAUUGGAUGCGGCUGAGCGGGAUGAGCUUGAACGUCUUCGCAGAGAAGUGCGAGGACAGGGGAAUAAAGAGCUCUCUAGCAAUGAGAAGCGGAAGAGAAGCGUCGCUCGCACUCCUGUCGAAAACUCCCCAUCUGCCACACGUGCUAAGCCGAGAUCCAGAGGAAGUUCGAAGCUUAAGCCUAAGCGCAUUGAGCUGUCAGACGAUGAGGGACCCUCCGGUGCGAAGCAGAAUCUCCAGCCGAAGAUGGAAAGCACGAGCAGCGAGCUAUCCGAAAUUAAGAGGUUGCUUGCCGCACUCAUCAGUGGCCUACCUGACCCGAAAGGGAAAGCAAAGGUAGUUGAACCUGGGACUGGCGAGGAAGGGAGGAAAGGCAAGGCGAUUGAACUAGAGCAUCCAGGACCGGCAAUCGAAGCCAAUCCGAAGGAAGACGUAGACAUAGUGCAAAACGCCCAAGUUGAUGGAGACGAAGAAGAUCCUGAUGAGGAUGGCUUUGCAGCAUACAUGAAGAUCCGCGCUGAGUAUUACAACUCACUGCACUACACACGCGUGCAAGACCUAUGUAAGGAACGUGAUGUGGAAUACUUUAAGAAGGAUGUCGCGGUCUGGGAACUCGCUCGGCAAGACUUGCAGGAAUACGCCGACUCUCUGAAAGGAGACCUGGGAACCGGUGAACGUGGCGGAUCUCGCAGGAAGGAGGCUCCGGGGGAUAAGAACUAUGUUGAUUCUGAAGGCGACUGUGAUGCAGUGAAGGGAAACUAAGUCUGGGUAGCAUUAGAUCGAUUAGGCGAGUAAUUACUCGAAUAAUUGAUGCAAGACGUUGGGGUGAUCCUAUGCUACAGAACUUAUGUGAGCAUGUUCAAGUGCUACUGACUAUUCUAACCUGUUUAAGGGGUGAUGUGCGGUGGGGGCAAGCGUAUAUCCGAUUUUGGUUAUGGCUAACCUACGAGGAAUGAAGCAAUCUGUUGAAU
Messenger RNA from Chara braunii, 1086 nucleotides. The record is from the annotation of a GenBank genome assembly. Lineage: Eukaryota; Viridiplantae; Streptophyta; Charophyceae; Charales; Characeae.